AAAGGGGCACAAGGCGAUCGAGACAGUAAAAUAAUACAGGUGUCUAAACUGCUAAACAAAGAGGAAAAGAAGUCCCCAUGGCUGAAAGUACUUCCUCUAAGAGAUGGCUUCCUCUUGAAGCCAACCCUGAUGUCAUGAAUCAGUUUCUUUAUGGUCUUGGUGUUCCACCGAAUGAGGCAGAGUGCUGUGAUGUUUAUGGGUUAGAUGAAGAGCUUCUGGAGAUGGUGCCGAAGCCAGUGCUUGCUGUUUUAUUUCUCUAUCCUCUCACAAAACAGAGUGAAGAAGAGAGAAUAAAGCAAAACAGCGAAACAAAGGUGCAGGAUCCCAGUAGUACAGUUUACUUCAUGAAACAAACAGUGGGAAAUGCAUGCGGAACAAUUGGCCUUCUUCAUGCGAUCGGAAAUAUCACCUCUCAGAUAAAACUUAUCGAGGGGUCAUUCUUGGACAAGUUCUUUAAAUCAACUUCAAGCAUGGACCCAAUGCAGCGUGCUUUGUUCCUUGAAAACGAUAGGGAAAUGGAAGUUGCACAUUCAGUGGCAGCUACUGCUGGUGACACUGAGGCUACUGACGAUGUGAACACUCAUUUCAUCUGCUUCACGCUUGCUGAUGGACAACUCUACGAGCUUGAUGGAAGGAGGUCGGCACCUAUUUCACAUGGUGCAUCCUCUCCAAACAGCUUAUUAAAGGAUGCAGCUAGAGUUAUCCAAGAGAUGAUCAAGAAGAAUCCAGACUCAAUCAACUUCAACGUUAUUGCCAUUUCAAAAAGAGCUUAAACUAGUGCUAGCUAGUGCUUCUAAGCAGAGACACUUUUAUGGCUGAGAUUUUAGCUUUGGGCGUGUAGUGUAUGAGAGCUAAAUAUGGACUCGUUUCUGCUUUUUCAGUACAAUGUUUCUUGUUGGUAAUGCGUAUAUUUGCAAUCUGUUUCUUAUUAGAAAUGAGUGCUUUCACCAUUCCACGAUUGGUGAAUAACUCUGCUACAUGGUUGCAGUAAUUUCAACGCGGAACAAUAAUAUUUGCUCAAUGGUUGAUUUUGGAGAUGGUGUCGCACACUUUCCACUGUCAUAAA
Molecule: messenger RNA, 1066 nt
Organism: Lycium ferocissimum
Lineage: Eukaryota; Viridiplantae; Streptophyta; Magnoliopsida; Solanales; Solanaceae
Product: ubiquitin carboxyl-terminal hydrolase 3
Exons: 9
Coding region: 78-773 (231 amino acids)
Biological process (GO): ubiquitin-dependent protein catabolic process; protein deubiquitination
Cellular component (GO): cytoplasm
Molecular function (GO): cysteine-type deubiquitinase activity
Source: RefSeq, a predicted model, not a curated record